Paraglomus brasilianum is the source of this 711-nucleotide messenger RNA. The record is from the annotation of a GenBank genome assembly. NCBI's taxonomy places the organism in Eukaryota, Fungi, Glomeromycota, Glomeromycetes, Paraglomerales, Paraglomeraceae.
AUGUCCAUAUAUCCGCUUAAUCUCCCACCUAUCAUGCCGAAGAAAAUCAUCGAAGUGACAACCCUGGAUCAAGCACAAAAACAAAAAUUUAGAUUUGUACAUUCGGAUACUAAGGCAGAUAUCAGAGACGAGCUCGCAAAAGAAUUCAAUAUGGAUAGAUUCUCUUUAGUGGAUCCCGAUGGUAACAUCAUCACCGGAACUUUCGAUUCCUUGGAAGACACCAAGAGCUAUACUAUUGUUGAUCGUACGAGAAUGCACAUGCCGGUUAGUAGUACUUUUGCGGAAACUGAAACUACAACACAAUCUGUAAAAAGAGAGGUUGAGGAUGAAGCUAAUCCUCGACAGGGGAAAAGAAAACCGUCCUGGAUGGAAAUAGGACGUCGACACAUACCUUUUGCAAAAAAAAGAGCUAGAACAUCCAGUACUACUACAUCAGAUUUUUCAAAUCCCUCCAGAUCUAACACAUCAAACAGUGCCAACUCGGAACCCCGAAGAGUUACAUCGCCUACGAGCACCUUCAAUCAGACAGAACAAUCUAGUACGUCAAUGCAGCCGCAAAUUGAGAGUAGCAAUAGCAGCGGCGGCAGGGUUUCAAGACAGCAACACGUAUGCGAGAAAUGCAGAAAGUCGAAGAAGAAAUGUGAUCGCGGGAGGCCUUGUGAAAGAUGCAAAAAAUCAGGCGCCGAAUGCACUUAUCCAAGUAACGAAUAA